This is a messenger RNA of Labeo rohita (rohu), 1856 nucleotides long. It is a transcript of the gene tpm1, whose product is annotated as tropomyosin 1 (alpha). Gene Ontology annotation, biological process: cardiac muscle contraction; actin filament organization. Gene Ontology annotation, cellular component: actin filament. Lineage: Eukaryota; Metazoa; Chordata; Actinopteri; Cypriniformes; Cyprinidae. Bases 119 to 973 code for a protein of 284 amino acids. The transcript is spliced from 10 exons. The record is from RefSeq and is a predicted model, not a curated record. Gene Ontology annotation, molecular function: actin filament binding.
AGAGCGCGCACAGGAGCGAGCGCUCGCACUCCAGCUCUGCGUUCAGUCCCAAGCGCUUCUGACCGUCGCUCCUCUGUGGAAAUUUCUCUAUUGCAACCGAACAAACCCAUAAGCAGCCAUGGAUGCCAUUAAGAAGAAGAUGCAGAUGCUCAAGCUCGACAAGGAGAAUGCCUUGGACCGAGCUGAGCAGGCUGAGGGAGACAAAAAGGCAGCGGAGGACAGGAGCAAACAGCUUGAGGAUGACCUCCUCGCACUGCAGAAGAAACUGAAGGGCACUGAGGAUGAGCUCGACAAAUAUUCUGAGGCUCUUAAAGAUGCACAGGAGAAACUGGAGCUGGCUGAAAAGAAAGCCGCAGAUGCUGAGGGUGAUGUAGCUUCCCUGAACAGACGUAUCCAACUGGUUGAGGAGGAGUUGGAUCGCGCACAGGAGCGUUUGGCCACUGCCCUGCAGAAGCUGGAGGAGGCCGAGAAGGCUGCCGAUGAGAGCGAGAGAGGCAUGAAGGUCAUUGAGAACAGAGCUCUGAAGGAUGAGGAGAAGAUGGAGAUCCAGGAGAUCCAGCUCAAGGAGGCUAAACACAUCGCAGAGGAGGCCGACCGCAAAUAUGAGGAGGUGGCUCGUAAGCUGGUGAUCGUUGAGGGUGAGCUGGAGCGUACAGAGGAGCGUGCUGAGCUGAAUGAGAGCAAAUGCUCUGAGCUUGAGGAAGAGUUGAAAACUGUGACCAACAACCUGAAGUCCCUGGAAGCCCAGGCUGAGAAGUACUCACAGAAAGAAGACAAAUACGAGGAGGAGAUCAAGGUCCUUACUGACAAACUGAAGGAGGCCGAGACCCGUGCCGAGUUCGCUGAGAGGUCAGUCGCCAAGCUUGAGAAGACCAUCGAUGACCUUGAAGAUGAGUUGUAUUCCCAGAAACUCAAGUACAAAGCCAUCAGUGAGGAGCUGGACCACGCUCUCAACGACAUGACUUCAAUAUAAAUUGUUCAUCAAAGACGCGUCCCGCCGGCUGAACGACUUCACUCUGCUCUUUCCAGCCUUUCUUUUCCUGUCAUCCCUCCACGUUUUAUCCAUCUCUUCUUGUACAGAACCUUUAAUUCUUUCGGCUGUAUGUAAAACUAUGUAAACGUCUCUUUUUGUUCUUUAUUUCCUUUUCAUUUCUAUGUGCUUUUAUUGAUGUGGCUCUAAUAAAGUCAGAAGCACUGGUAGAAGUCUUCUAUGGUUAUUAUAUGCGAUGUUAUAUCAAGGAAAAGCAAGCUUUUGUUCCAUAAGUGUUUAAUAAAGCCGAUCUUUUCAUGUGGGUAGGUUUCUAGAGCGCUGCAUGUUGGUUUGCCCAUAUUUACAUGUUAGGCAAAUUUAUUCUGUCCUACUAUUCAAAUUUCGGUGGCUUUUUAAUCAGGUUUUCACAUGAAGGUAGAUGACGGUCAGUUCUGUUCUAGCGUCUGUUCAUUAAACCGCAUGAUUACCUGUUAUUUAUAAGCUGUGAUAGUAGUAAAUGUUCAAACAAAAAACCAAAAAAAGUACCCCUGUGGUGAUUAAACCUGUUCUGUCUGAGAAUAGAGGUUUCACAAGCUAGCAUUGCUAAUACUUUGCUUGUGGUUAUAGUAUUAAACGCUAAUGAAAAUGAAUUGUCAAAUUGUACUGCGUGUUCAUAGACUUGCAUUAAAAGAGCAGAUCUAAACCAAAUCUAUGAGAAUAUGAUGUCUAAUACUCGGAGAACCCUAGCAAUCUUUUCAGAAAAUUAUUAAUUUAUGUUGCAUAACACUAGGUCCUAUAUUUACACAAUCUGAGUGAAUUGUUGAUAUAAUGGUGUUUUACAACACAUUCCUCACUUUUUAUUAAAGGAGAACUGUGUUUCAAUAGA